Molecule: messenger RNA, 1440 nt
Organism: Haliotis rubra (blacklip abalone)
Lineage: Eukaryota; Metazoa; Mollusca; Gastropoda; Lepetellida; Haliotidae
Exons: 4
Coding region: 320-916 (198 amino acids)
Cellular component (GO): membrane
Source: RefSeq, a predicted model, not a curated record
GUGGGAAGGCUGGAUUCGAAAACAAACAGUUGACCCUCCCUGGCUCUUCAAGUGUGACCUGAAAGUAAUCGUUAUAUGAUAAUUGUUUUUACACACGCCUUCAGUUGACAAGGAGUCCUGAGCGUGGACCAUACACUCUCCAAAAAGAACCAUCUCCUGGUCUUGACCUUAGCCCUCAUCAGUAGGUCUGGCUCAUCAACCACAGCUGGAAUACGCGAUGUUUGGAAAGUGACGAAGGGGUUGCAAAGCAACAUCGACAACCACGUCGUCCUCUCUGCUUCACUGUCCUCAUAUCUGAAGAGACACGUAACCAAGCACGAUGGCCGUCAUGUCCGAGAGACGUGCUGCUCUGGGGUUUGUGUUCAUCGAGAUCUCCAUCUUGACCACCUAUUUUGUUGGGUUCAUUCUGCCGAACUGGACACUUGUGACGGUGGAUAACUGGCGAGAGAUUAAUCGAGCGUCCAUGGGGAUCUGGUCAGCGUGUGGAUUCGACCACGACAUUGAACUGCUGUCCGGAGACUUCUACCAUGACCAGUGCAUAUCACUGCUCGAAGUCGGCGUCCCAGGCUGGGUGAGGGCAACGCAAGCAUUUGCAGUUCUUGGUCUGUUUUUCGGUGUAGUGUGCGUAGUUCUGUCCCUUGUCAUGGCGCUCGGGCCCUGGGACGAGGAUGUCAUCUUCAAGGUGUUCCUGCCGAUCUGGUACAUUGGCGGGUUCUGUAUGCUCGUGACAAUCAUAAUCUACGGAGCCAGCUUGCCCCCAAGGGAACAUGAAAUACCCCGUCGCGGCACCGGCAACGAGUACACCAUCACCACAAUCAGAUGGAAGUUCAGGACGGGCUUCGUACUGGAGGCCAUAGCAGCGUGUUUGUGGAACGCGUUCGGCUUCGUGUUCCUGUGUGGAGUGUGUUGUACGUGAACGCGGCUUUAAUGAAAGACGAUACUCUGAAUGGAGCACUUUUACUAGGGGUCGGGUGGCAUGGAUGUUUUCUGCUACGCUGGAAUAACAUUUGCAUCUACAGCUGACUUACACACAGCAGUGUUUACUACAGAUGAUGCAUGGUGUGAAAAUAAGGCCCCAGUACGUUAUAACAAACAUAUCUAUAUAACCGAGUCAGUAUUAAGCGUGGUGUGAAGGUAAAGGCUGGAAUCAAGUAUGAUAUGGGCAGAGGGCACUGCUGUGGAUUCACCAAAGACGAGAAUGCCAAUGACGUUUUUAUAACCAUUGUCAAACCAUACUGUACAAUUUGCGACAGAUAAUUAUAUUCAAGACUUUUGGCCACCAUUCACAAUAUUACAAACGCACACGCCCAAACGCACACACACAUAUAUUUAAUCUGUAAUUGUUAUUUUAAUGGCAUGUCAUCAUAUCGAUAUAUUGAUAACUAUGAUGUUGAUGGUGAGUGAGUGAGUGUGUUCUACUUUGUAGUCACAUCGGCAAUA